UGGAGGACUGUGCUAGGCUAGCUAAGUACUUAUACUCAAGUUGUGCAAAGAAACAUAUUGAGAAAAGAGAUGGAAUGGAGUAACAGCAACCCCAUACCGUUCAUUCCGCGGGCUAGUCAGAGUUCUUUUGCCUUUCUCUAUAACUGUAACAAUGACCCGUAUCUAUACCCACCUGGAGGGGCAGAGCUGAAGCAUCAUCAAAUGAUGCAGCAGGCAUCUUUACCAAUGAUGGAGCUGAACCAACUUGAUUAUGAUAACAUCAAUCAGGACAAGAAGAAAAGACUGACAACUGAACAACUAGAAGCAUUAGAAAAUACCUUUCAAGAGGAGAUUAAACUAGAUCCUGAUAGAAAGAUGAAGCUUGCACAUGAACUUGGGCUGCAGCCCAGACAAAUUGCAGUUUGGUUCCAAAAUAGACGUGCUCGUUGGAAGGCUAAGCAGCUCGAGCGCUUAUAUGAUUCUCUUAAACAAGAGUUUGAUACCGUCUUUAGAGAGAAACAAAAGCUUCAAGAUGAGGUACUAGCAUUGAGAACCAUACUCAAAGAACAAGGAAUCAAGAGACAAGCAGCGGUAUCUACAACAGGGUACACGGAUAUGUCUUGCGAAGAGACUGUUGAAAGCACACCGGUCACCGCCAUUCACAGCUCUAAUGAUCACCAGUGUCAUCAGGCUAUUGCGACCGCAACCACUCUGCCGCCUGCUAUUGACUGCAACUACUUGCUUAACUAUGAUGGAGCUUCAAUAAACAACACUUCAUCUUACUCUAACUGGCCUGUUCUUCCUUCUUAUCCAUAA
Erigeron canadensis is the source of this 795-nucleotide messenger RNA. Its product is annotated as putative homeobox-leucine zipper protein ATHB-51. Gene Ontology annotation, biological process: positive regulation of DNA-templated transcription. Gene Ontology annotation, cellular component: nucleus. Gene Ontology annotation, molecular function: DNA-binding transcription factor activity, RNA polymerase II-specific; sequence-specific DNA binding. Lineage: Eukaryota; Viridiplantae; Streptophyta; Magnoliopsida; Asterales; Asteraceae. The coding region runs from base 70 to 795 and encodes 241 amino acids. The transcript is spliced from 3 exons. The record is from RefSeq and is a predicted model, not a curated record.